GAAAAGCAGGCACGAAGAUUUUAUAUUACCAGUAUUGUAUGUCCUUACUGAGUCAGAUGUUUUCCCUCUAUUUUUAAUAUUUUCAUUUAUAUUAUUAAACUUCGUUACUAAUUAGAUUUUUGUAUAUUGGGAAUCAACACAUUAAAGAGGUCAUGUUUACAGAAUAAAAAAAUAUUUUCACAAUAUUAAAAAGUGCAAAAUUUGCAUUAAAAAAUAUGAAGUAUGUUAUUCUGAAAUAUACUAAUAUCCCUAUUUAGCAAGCGAAAAGUUAAAAUACAUCAACAGUAGUUUUGCUAAAAUAAUGAAGAUUUAUUAUUUAUUUUUUCUUAUAUUUAAACAAUCAAAUUGUUGGGAUUUGAGUAGUUUAAACGUAAAUAAUAAUUAUUAUGUAAAUAGUGUAGCUGUGCAUCGAUCAAGAGCUUUUUUGGCACUACCAAGAAGUGCGUGUUCAAAUAAAGAAAGUGACCCAACUUUAAUAGAGGUCCACUGGAAUGGGGAUGCAUUUAAUCAUUUUCCUAAUAACAGACCUAAAAUCGUGUCGUCCCAAAAUUGGAACGACUGCGAAAGUAUCCAAGAUGCAAUUUCGCUGGAAAUGGAACCCAUAAAACCGAAACUUUGGAUUUUAGAUAAAGGAAACGACAAAUGUUUGCCAAAAGUUUUGUCAUACAGUUUAGUUUUUAAUAAUAUAGCUGAAAGUACGGAGCUUUCGAAAAUUGAUGGGACAAAUUUGAAUAUUUUGGUAAUCGACCCAUUUCUUGAGGAUGAAUUAGGACAUAGAGCGUAUAUAGGAAAUGUUGAGGAACACGUUUUAUUAAUAUUUUCUUUAAGAAAGCUAAUAUGGUGGAAAAUUUAUUUAUCAGAGCCAAGCAUAUUUUCCAUUCCAAUUCGAACAGAUUUUUUGGCUAUUUCUAAAGUCAGUCCUGAAUUGUUCAUAACUGGAAAAGACCAAUUGGAUGUAUUUAGCCUGAAUCUGGAACCAAUCAGACAAAUGGAAGAACCAUUGGCGUAUGAAGUAGAGGACAUUUUGUUGUUAUAUAAUGCUACACAUAGAGGCGAGAAAUUAGCUACCUCCACUGGAAUUGUAUCAGAUAGUGAUUCAGGGCUUACAUAUUUCAUGGAAAAGGAUUAUGCUAUUGUAAGAUGGGAUACAAGACUUCCCCUACAAGCAGAAUACCAUCAAGUACUUUUCCAAUCUUACCAAAACUUUCCAUAUAUAUCGGGAUUCUUGACAGAUUAUCAAGAUUCUAUUUGGGCGUUGGUGAAUCCAGUGAGUCCCAUGGAAUGCGAUAAUACAGAUAUUCUAACUCUGGAUGCUAGAGCAGUUCGAAUUUUAAAAUACAAUAAAUUUACGAAAGAGAUAGAAAUAGAGCAAAUAGAUACAGAGUUACAGUCAAGUGAUCAUUCUGGAUUAGAAACAAUCAAAGUGCAAGAGUCAGAUAUUCAAAGUGAUAUUGAAAAUAAAGAAUUUAAAGAUGUUGAAAAUACAGUUAACGAAAAUGAAAGCAAAAACGAAGAAGAAAUCGAGGACAACAGCGUAGGUGAAGAACAAAUUGGAGAAAUAUUUGAAAAACCAAAUGAAUCGGUCCUUGAAACAGUUAUGAAGUUAGAUCAAAUGACAGAAUCAGAAUUGGAAAAAGCAUUUAUGAAUUCCGAUCUGGAAUCAGAUUUAAUUCAAAAUAUAAAUAAAAAAGCUAAAUAUAUAAAAUAUGACAAUGAAGAAGUUAAAGGAGAACACAAAGAAAUUAAAAAAGACAAAAAGCUUGAAAAAUACGAUAAAGCAAUUGACGAAGAAGACAAAGAUGUUACAGAAGAAGAUGAAGAGAUUGAAGAAGAAGAGGCAUCAAUGUCUAAAAAUGGAGAACUCGCUUCAGAAGAAGAACCAGAAUUGAUAAAGCCAAAACAAGCGCCAGAGACAAAUAUGGACAUAAAUGCCGAUAUUGGGAAAAAUAAAGAAAUUGAAGAUGAACCAAAAGAGGACUUUGAGGAAAAAGAAGAUCCAUCAAAUGAAACUGUAUAUUUAAAAAAAGAUUACAAAAAGUUGCCCCAUAAAAAUUUGGUAAAACAUUUAGUAGAAGCCGAAAUUGAAAAAGAUGCUUUAACAAAAAAUACUGAAGAUUAUUACGACGAUAAUGAUGAAAAAGCAGAUGAGGAAGUGGAAGAAAUAGGAGAAGAAGAAGAAGAAGAAGAAGAAGACAGAAUAAUUGAACAAGAGAUGGAGACUCCUACUGGGAAAAUUACAGAGUUAGAUUUUGUACAACAAGAGCCUAUCUUAGCGUCAACAUAUAAAUCAAAAACAGAAUCAGAGGUAAAUGAACAAACAGAAAGUGAAGAAAAUGAUGAUAUGGAGAGACAAAAAGAUACGAAUACAGAAUCGGUACACGAGUCAGAGCUAGACGAAGAUGAGGACUAUGGCCAAAGCUUUGAAUCUCUAGCUCAACCAGAUCUAGUAGACUACUCAGAGUCUGAUUCAGAAUAACAUAAUAAAUAGAUUUACUUACUACGAAGUGGUUUUUAUUUACUAUUUCUAUAAAUAAAAUCAAAUUCAUAAUUUUAUCCCUUGAAAAUAAUUUUAAUUAUUUUAUACCCACACGGGUACGAA
Molecule: messenger RNA, 2599 nt
Organism: Psylliodes chrysocephalus
Lineage: Eukaryota; Metazoa; Arthropoda; Insecta; Coleoptera; Chrysomelidae
Source: the annotation of a GenBank genome assembly